Messenger RNA from Paecilomyces variotii, 5388 nucleotides. RefSeq lists its product as hypothetical. The transcript has 3 exons. Lineage: Eukaryota; Fungi; Ascomycota; Eurotiomycetes; Eurotiales; Thermoascaceae. Gene Ontology annotation, molecular function: protein binding; ATP binding; protein serine/threonine kinase activity. Gene Ontology annotation, biological process: protein phosphorylation; protein targeting to vacuole; macroautophagy. The record is from RefSeq and is a predicted model, not a curated record. The coding region runs from base 168 to 5066 and encodes 1632 amino acids. Gene Ontology annotation, cellular component: nucleus-vacuole junction; late endosome; phosphatidylinositol 3-kinase complex, class III, type I.
CUCUUAUUAUCCUACUCCUUCGACGAUCGACUAGGCUUGGUCGCGCUUCUUGCAGUGGAUGAACUGUCGCUCUACGGGGCCAGCAAAUAAAGUACAAAUUGCGAAGCUAGUCGAUGGCACCUUUGUACACAUCAGCGUCCCUGUUUGGGUAAGAGUACGUCCACACGAUGGGACAGGGUUACUCCCUCACGACCCUGUCCGCAGGGUCGGCGGGGAUCGACGUGCCAGAGCUAUCAGAUCUUGUCUAUGAGAAGUCUCUGGGAUCGGCAAGGUUCAUGAAAAGUAUCAGGGCCAGGCAGCAGAAUGGCUUGGUCUUCAUAAAAGUGAUCAUGAAACCUUAUCCUAGCAUGAAGUUGGAUCCCUAUAUCAAAGCUAUCACUCGGGAACGUAAAGUACUGGCGGAUGUGCCAAAUGCGCUGGGCUAUCAGCGGGUCCUAGAGACGAGUACGUGUGGUUAUUUGGGGCGCCAGUAUAUCCAUAGCUCUCUCUAUGACCGGAUGAGCACACGUCCGUUCUUAGAGGAUAUUGAGAAGAAAUGGAUAGCGUUUCAACUUCUAUGUGCGCUACGCGAUUGUCACGCGCAAGACGUUUUCCAUGGAGACAUCAAGACUGAGAAUGUCCUCGUCACCUCAUGGAACUGGCUCUAUCUAUCAGAUUUUUCGUCAUCGUUCAAGCCCACAUUCCUUCCUGAGGAUAAUCCAGCAGAUUUCUCUUUCUAUUUCGACACUUCAGGACGACGCACGUGUUAUCUCGCCCCGGAGAGAUUCCUCGUUGCCGGCGAGGAUCCUGGAAGCAGAAGCGUGAACUGGGCUAUGGACAUAUUCAGUGCCGGAUGCGUCAUUGCUGAACUCUUCCUCGAAGCUCCGAUUUUCACCCUCAGCCAGAUGUAUAAGUACCGCAAGGGAGAAUACAGCCCUGAACAUAAUCACCUGAUUAAGAUCGAAGACCCGGAUAUAAGGGAACUGAUAUUGCACAUGAUACAGAUCGAGCCUGAAUCGAGGUACUCUGCAGACGAGUAUCUCAACUUCUGGAGGCACAAAGCUUUCCCGGGGUACUUUUAUAGCUUCCUGCACCAAUACAUGUCCUUAAUGACCGACUCUUCAUCAGGUCGAGGACAGAUCGAUGCCGAUACGGGAAAUAUGAAUGAAGCUGAUGAAAGAAUUGAGCGAAUAUAUUUGGAUUUUGACAAGAUAUCCUACUUUCUGGGCUCAGCCUCGAAAAAUACUAGGGACGGCUCGAAGCUCACUACUCCUAAACUUACCAGUCAUACUUUGCCUGUCCAUGUCGAUCUUCCUAAUUACCAACAUCAACCUUCGAGUUCACAGCCACAUUCAGACGACGGGUCUCUGAUUUUCCUUAAUCUGGUGGUGUCUAAUUUGCGAAAUACCGUCAAGGCCUCUGCGCGAGUCAAGGCUUGCGAUAUAUUACUGGCCUUCGCCGAAAGAGUCACGGAUGAAGCUAAACUAGACCGGAUAUUGCCCUAUGUCAUGAUCCUUCUCAAUGAUAAGUCGGACAUAGUAAAGGUCUCUGCAAUACGAACCUUGGCACAGCUCUUGUCCACGGUACAAAUCUUGUCUCCCAUUAAUGCUUACCUCUUUCCCGAGUAUAUUUUUCCCAGGCUGCAGCCGUUUAUUCCCACGACUACUUCAAGCCCCAGCCCGAUGGUGCGUGCGGCAUAUGCAUCAUGCAUCGCAUCGCUGGCCCAGUCGUCUCUCAGGUUUUUGGACAUGAUACAGGCAUUACGUUCUGACGCACGUCUGCCCUCCUUGAUCCCGUCUGGUUCAGAAGCAGGUUGGACAGAAGAUGUCACUUAUCACAACCUCUAUGACGUCGCGAGGAUUGAUCUCCUGGACUACUUCGAGGUGCAUACAAAGGCACUCUUGACUGACACUGAUGUGUCCGUCCGACGGGCGUUCCUCGGUUCCGUCUCCAGUCUUUGCGUCUUCUUCGGGAAUUCAAAGACCAACGAGGUAAUUCUCAGUCACUUAAAUACCUAUCUGAACGACAAAGAUUGGAUCUUGAAAUGCGCCUUUUUCGAAGCUGUUGUAGGUGUCGCAUCAUAUGUUGGCAGUACAAGUCUAGAAGAAUACAUCCUGCCUCUGAUGGUGCAAUCAAUGACCGAUUCUGAGGAAUUCGUUGUGGAAAGGGUGCUUCGCUCUCUUGCGAAUAUGGCGAAACUCGGCCUUUUCCAACGUUCGACUACGUGGGAUCUUCUUCAGAUUGCAGUCCGUUUCUUCGUCCACCCCAGUAUCUGGAUUCGCGAAGCGGCAGUACACUUCGUUGUCUCUUCCUCAGAAUUUCUUUCGUUGGCAGACAAAUAUUGCAUUCUAACCCCUCUUAUCCGACCGUACCUCAAGACCAACGUCUCGGAUAUCUCAGAGCUUGAAAUACUCGACGCCUUGAAACGGCCGUUGCCCAAGAAUAUAUACGAUAUGGCAUUAGUCUGGGCAGCGAAAGCAGAAAAGGGUGUAUUCUGGGUAUCAGGAACUCGCGACAGCACGUUCAAUUUAACUGGCGCCGAUGGUCAGGUUCCUAGGACUCACAAGAAUCGGGCUUCAUUGAGCGGACACCCGAAGAAUGAAGAGGACGAGCAGUGGUUGUCACGCCUGCGAAGUUUGGGCAUGGCCCAAGAGGAUGAACAGAAACUGCUCGCUCUCAAAGAAUAUAUCUGGAGAGUCGCUAUGAGGCGUACAAAGGAGGCAGACACUGGAGCCCCCUCAUUUCUGGGGAAUAUUAUACCACUGACGCAGCAUGAAGUCACGCCACAGACGGUAUUUUUCGAUAAGAAUCAGAAUUUUAAACAGCGCCGAGCUUCUUCUGCAAAGUCAGAGACGGUGAGCAAUAUCGACCAAAAGUCUCACACAAUUGCGGAUGCCCUGCUAGACGCUUCGACGACGAUUGAGACUGGCCCAGCUGCUCGUCGAAAACAUAUGCGUUCCAGGAGCCAGCGACAACGAGAGAACGGAAUUAACACCGCGAUCGCUCGUCAGAACACUCUGGGGGUUCUCAGAACCGAUUCACAAGCCGCUUCCCCGAUAUCCUCGUCACCAGGGGCUCCAGAGUCUCAGAACUCGUCCGCUCCCAGCUCCGAUAUUGACCGGAAGACUCUGAAUGGCAAGGAAACAGUUUCCAAGGUCGCUGAGCCUGGAAGCCCGGCGACACCAGCCGACGCAGAGAAUUCGAGCUUGCGCAGUUUAGGAACAGACAUUCGAAGAAAACCAAGCGCUAUAAAUCUACUCAAUCGCAAAGACAACGCAAAGUCCUACGCAGAAACGAGUAUGACGUCAGAAAAUGCGUUCGGAGAGGUCGAUGUGUUAUCUCAGAAGCAGACACCGCCUCGCUCUGCUCUCUCGAUGGCACGCGAAACAACCAUUUCAGAUCCUGCUCCUCAGAAGUAUCGUGCCAAUCAUUCUUACGGCGGCAAUGAUCCAAUGGUUCUACGACUUCUGGACUCAGUCUUCGCAGAGAACUAUCCUACGGAUCUAUUUGAUCUCGGUCCAUUUGUGAAGGAAGUUGAUUCGCGCCGGCCCAUCAAGAAGGUCACGGGACAAGAUCUCGACAAGCCGUGGAAACCGGAAGGCAACCUGGUUGCUAUGUUUGGCGAGCACGCCGGGCCUGUUAACCGGAUAGCAGUCGCACCGGAUCAUGCCUUCUUUGUCACGGCUUCCGACGACAGCACUGUGAAAGUGUGGGAUACAACCAGACUCGAGAAGAACUUGACGCCAAGGUCGCGUCAAACUCACCAUCAUGCCUCUGGAGCGAAGGUCAAAUGCGUGACGUUUGUGGAGAACACUUAUACCUUCGUAAGCGGGGCGACUGAUGGCAGCAUCCAUGCUGUUAAGAUCGACUAUCACAAUGCCAAUGAGACUGUAAGGUAUGGCAAACCGCAGCUUGUUCGAAAGUAUCAACUACCCACGGCAGCCGAUGGCACGGUUGAAUAUGCUACGUGGCUGGAACACUUCCGCUCUGAAGCGCAAUCUACUCUUCUAAUCGCCACGAACACUUGUCGCAUUCUGGCCCUGGAUAUGAAGACUAUGUUGCCGAUGUACUCACUUCAGAACCCCAUCCACCAUGGCACUCCUACGACAUUCUGUUGCGAUCGGAAGCAUACCUGGUUGGUUGUGGGUACAACUCACGGUAUUCUCGACCUUUGGGACCUGCGGUUCCGAGUACGCCUGAAGGCCUGGGGUCUGCCAGGAGGGACAGCUAUCCAGAGAUUACAGGUGCAUCCAACAAAAGGACGGAGUCGUUGGGUCUGCGUGGCAGGAGGGAGCAGACACGGCAGUGAGAUUACAGUCUGGGAUGUUGAGAAGGUGCAGUGCCGCGAGGUAUAUCGAGCUGCAUUUCCAACCCUUGGCGGCACCAACGGCACUGCCGCCAAUGGCAACCAACAGAAUUUGCGAAAUGCUCACGUUCAUAAUUUCAUCAACUCGAGCUGGAAAGACUACGAAGCCUGGCGCGUUGACGAGGACCGGCCUGAGGGUAUGCUCAGUCGAUUUGCUAGCGCAACUCCCUCUGCGGCUGGAAUCGAACCGAAUCCCUCCCCCGUUGUUGGAGGCCCAGGAUCAUCACUAGCCGGCAUAAAUCCGAGUGGCGUUGACCGCAAUGCGAUCAGUGCCUUUGCGGUAGGGUUCGAUGUGCCAGAUGAUGGCAAAGAGAGUACAAAAUGUGGCUUCAUAAUUUCGGCAGGAUCAGACCGCAAAAUUCGCUUCUGGGACCUUGCCCGGACUGAACUGUCUAAGAUCGUCAGCGGACUUGACACAAGCUCGGACGGCGUAACGGCUGGAAAGCCUCGCUACGAGACCGUGCAAGCAAGUACCCAACUAGUCGUGACUACGGAAUACCUUCCCAGUGUCUCAUCUACGACUGCACAAAGCGGAGGAACCGGGGCUAAAGGUAGCAAGAAGCACAGUGGACGGCCGCCGCGAAGCACUGUAAUAAGCCUCCAACAGCAACAGCUACUGAAGAGCCACCUUGACUCAAUCCUUGACGUGGCCGUUUUGAGGGUCCCGUAUGGAAUGACAGUCAGUGUCGAUCGCUCCGGAAUGGUCUAUGUAUUCCAGUAACUCAGGGGUUUUUUUUAGGAUGGCUAGAUAGGAGUCAGAGAUCAUAAGGUCAUCCGAAAUUACGCUUAUGUCCUUGGUGCCGUAUGAAGGCGAAUCAGAUACCCCUCGGUGUGAUAUUAGCGAUUCAUUGAAUAGACUCUUGUCUCGACGUUACUUUGCAACUAAUGAUUCAAACAUCGUCAUGAACUUAUAGCUCUUCGUCGAUAAAGUAGAAACGAUAGUCCACCGCAAAAUCACGGCAGGUCAAAGCCAGCUCAGUCGUACCGAACCUAUCACAUCCCCCCGCAGUUGCGGUGUAGGAUCUCUAUGGUAUAGAUCACAG